AUGUACACUGAUCAGGGCACUGAUGAUCAGUGUAGCCCCAGCAGUGCCACCUGCCAAAAUCCAUCAGUGCCAGCUGUCAGUGUCGAUCAGUGCCAGUGCACAUCAAUGCCACAUAUCAGUGCCCAUCUGAGCUGCCUUUCAGUGUCAUCCAUCAGUGCCAGUCAGUGCCACCUAGUGCCAUAUAUCAGUGCCAUGUAUCAGUGCUGCCUUUUUAGUGCCCAUCAGUGAUGCCUGUCAAUGCCACCUACCAGUGCCUCCUCAUCAGUGCCACCUAUCAGUGUCCAUCAGUGCAGCUUAUCAGUGCCCAUCACUGCAGCCUCCUUAGCGCACAUCAGUGAAGGAGAAAAAUCACUUCUUUACAAAAUUUUAUAA
Molecule: messenger RNA, 372 nt
Organism: Staurois parvus
Lineage: Eukaryota; Metazoa; Chordata; Amphibia; Anura; Ranidae
Source: the annotation of a GenBank genome assembly